AUGUCUGUUCGACCGGACAAGCGCGAGUUUGCGCCAUCUGCCGACCGGGCCACCUUCCUCGGUCGACGGCACCGCAUUAUGGUUGUCUGCACCAUGUUCGUAACGUCCUCGGGACACAUCGCUAGCGAACUGGCGAAACGAACCCUGAUCCAACAUGCCACGGAUGUGAACCACAUCAAGGCCUUGCGGUUAUUCGAGGAAUUCCGCAAGACUGGGGACCUCAAUGCGGCAGCAGAUUGUAUCCACAAGUGGGAACGACUGGCCGGAGUAAAUCCCGAUGCGGCUGCGCUACCCGCUUCGCGGCUGCAUGCCUGCGCCUACCUCGCCCGCGCCUAUAGUGAACGAUAUAAAUUUGUCGGAGACCAGAAAGACCUUGUAGAUGCCGUCACUCGCGCAAAAGAGGCAUUAGCCGCAGCGGAAGCCCGAUCUCUCUCCUGUCCCACAGUGCUGACGUUGUCAGGAAACAUCCUCCACCUGGAUGCAGAAAAACGCGGCAAUGCCGCACACCGGAAGCUUGGAGACAAUCUGUGUCGCGAGGCAGUACCAUUACUGUCCUACGAGCACCCCCUUCGCGCGAAUGCCCUCCGUAAUGUCAACAACGCGUCAUGGCGGCUAUUUGAAAUGACACACGAGCGCUCGCAUAUCGAUGAAGCGAUUGCCUCGCAGCGAAUCGCACUUGAACUAGCAUCCAUACACAAGUAUCCUGACGAGCAUAACUAUUUCAGCCUUCUGGGGAUGUACCUUUAUAUACGCUUCCAGGUCCUGGGCGACCCUGCAGAUUUGGAUGAGGCCGUUGCUUUGCACAGGACAUCGGUUGAUCUUUGUCCAAUAUCAUAUGUCGGCCGCGAGCAUAUCUUGAGCAGGCGAAAUCAAGCACUACGGUGUCUCUUCGGUCGCGAUGGUCAGCUAACCGACCUGCACGAAGCACACGAGAUGGCCAUGCAAGCAUUGUCGGCAGGGCCUCCGAACGGAGCGUGGAGGCCUUAUAUCUUAUCCGCGGCGGCAUCAACCCUGGAUCUCCUGCUUGGGGUCGCGGACGUCACAGAGGAGGAUCUCGACCAGAUGGUUGCGUGGUUGCAGGAGACACUCCAGCUGACCAGUCCCGGUAAUCACACCCAUGCCAAUUGCCUCAGUAACCUGGCCAUUGGCCUGCAGAAGCGCUUCAUCUGGCGCGGGUCUUUGGAUGACCUCGAGGACUCCCUCGAUUUGCAACGUCAGCUAGUUGAUAGCACUCCCAGGAGCAGCACUUUUUGGCGCAUUCGCAUGGGAAAUCUGGCUGAUAGCCUCAGCAUACGUUUCAGGGAGCUUGGGCACAUCGACGACAUUUCGGAGGCCAUCGCGCUUUACCAGGAGGCCUACGACAUGGCUGCUAUCACAAACACCACAUACGGGGAACAUUAUCUCGCAAUGGCGUCUGCCUUAUCUGUUCGCUUCAAGGCCCUUGGCGAUAGGGAAGAUCUGAAUCAAGCCAUCUCUAUCUCUUCGGCAAUGCUCGACCAUUAUUCCAUUGACCACUCCUUCCGCUCCCAAAUCGUACUUGCGCACGCAAACGCACUGGCUAUGCGCGCCCAAGACAGUGGGAAUCUGGGCGAUGUGUGCAAUGCGGUGCACCUGUUGGAGCAUAAUGUGACCGUCGUUGCGCCUGACUCUUCACAUGGGCCACGUUACCGGAGUAUGCUGGGUUCAGUAUACAUGGUCAAGUAUCGCAUGGGGAGACGCAUAGACGACGCCCGAGCAGCCAAAACCGUGUUCGAAAACCUUUUGGGACGCCUGGCUCCUGGGCGCCCAGACCGUUUUGACUGUCUCCUCAACGCCUCCGAGACAUACCUAGAAGUGGGCACCCCUUUCAACGAUAUUUGUGCUGCUCUGAACUACCUGUUGGAAGCGAUAUCUGACGACGCGCGUGAUGUCCGAUCUCGUGUCCAAGGCUCUAUGAGGGUACUCCGGUCCAUCCAAGUGUCAUCGGUAGACGAAAUCUCCGCAAAAACCAAGCUCCUCGAUACCUACUCAGUGUUGCUAUCAUUGUUACCUCGCGUGGCCUACUUUGGGCUGGACCUCGACUCACGUCUGAAGUCUUUGGAAGCAGGCCAGCGGCUGACGCCCACAUGCGCCUCCCUCGCCCUUCAGAUCUCGCAACCCGAAAGGGCCGUGGAGAUACUCGAGCAAGGUCGGGCCAUAUUUUGGGCCCACACCCUUCGAUUGCGUUCUCACUUCGACAACGUCCCCGAACAGUACCGUACGAAGCUUCUCGAGCUAGCUCAACGUCUCGAAAAGAAUGCGGACAUCUCAGACGCUUUCCCGGACCAACGGCACGUAGAACAAGCGGCCUCGCUCCGUCGGAGACAAAGCGAAGAGUUCCACGCACUUCUGACCGUCAUCCGGUCUUUACCUGGCCUCGAGAGAUUCAUGCUGCAUGAUCAGUAUUCGACACUUGUCGAAGCCGCCAACAAAGGGCCGGUCGUCAUGUUGAUAGCAAGCACGAAUGGGUCUCAUGCGGUAAUCGUACAGGCCAAUGUCGCACCAAUCCACGUUUCUCUAGAUGACUUGACUGAAUCAUGGGUGACGGAGUCAAGCGCACGGUGGAGAUCCGCCAUGGAUGAAGCAAGAUCGGCCGUGAGCCGGGACAGAUUGAACAUGACGAGGCCACGCAAAGUCAAUCGCCCUGCAGGUGUCGAUAUCCUGGAAAGCCUGUGGUCCAAGGUCGUUCAACCUAUCAUCAAUGCACUAGGAUUGACGCCCUCGAACGGCCGCCUCCGUCCCCGCUUGUGGUGGUGCCCCACGGGUAGCCUGGUCCACCUCCCGAUUCACGCAGCCGGCGCCAACGGAGUUUCAUGUUCGGACUACGUCGUUUCAUCCUACACGCCAACUCUGACGGUAUUGUCUGGCUCCCGUGAGGCCUACAAACCCGUCCACAGGAAGCACACGAAGGUCCUCGUCGGAGCUGUCCCUCGAGCGAAAUCUGCAUAUGCGGAAUUACCUUGCACCGUUGACGAAGUCAAGUCGAUAACCAGUGUCGUUCCAAGUGCAAUGCUCAUUCCGCUCCCGGACGAGGACAACGCGCUGCUCUCGACGGAAAAGGGAGGCAAGGGAGGAUUAGGUGUGCAGACGCUCCUUGAUCGUCUCCCUGAUGCAACAUUCCUUCAUCUCGCAUGUCACGGCAUUCAAGACGCGGAGCACCCAUUGAAGAGUGCUUUUGUAAUGCGGGAUGGUAUACUGACGAUGGAGCGCCUGAUGCCGGUUGUGCUUCCGGGGGCAUUUCUGGCUUUCUUGAGCGCGUGCGAGACCGCAAAGGGGUACAAGGAUCAACCCGAUCAGGCGAUCCAUCUCGCGGCCAUGAUGCUUUACGCCGGGUUUAAGAGCGUGAUUGCGACACUGUGGAACAUGGAGGAUGCAGACGGCCCGAUGGUCGCGCGGAUGGUGUACGAAGAAAUCUUCAGAGGCGAUUCGGAGGUCCUCAAUCCCGACGACGUGCCUUACGCGCUCGAUGCAGCUGUGCAGAAGCUGCGCGAGGAACAUCCAGAGCCGAGCCGCUGGGCUCUUUACGUGCAUCUUGGGAUGUGA
Punctularia strigosozonata HHB-11173 SS5 is the source of this 3561-nucleotide messenger RNA. RefSeq lists its product as uncharacterized. Lineage: Eukaryota; Fungi; Basidiomycota; Agaricomycetes; Corticiales; Punctulariaceae. Gene Ontology annotation, molecular function: protein binding. The record is from RefSeq and is a predicted model, not a curated record. The coding region runs from base 1 to 3561 and encodes 1186 amino acids. The transcript has 6 exons.